AUGGCUUUUGACGGGCAUCAGAGCACAUUUGCAAAUUCACUCUCCCCCCCAUACCAGCGUCAGGCCAGUGUCCAUAUAGGAGGAGGGAACAAUGGUAGCAUGCCAUUUCCCUUCAUUGCUAUGCCCAGUGUCUCACUACGGGAACAGGAAACAGCAACCUACAUGCCCUGGUCUCACAAUGUUCAUGAUGAUUCCUAUGACCUUAUUAGCUGUACCGAGAACAGCAUUAAAAGCAGGAAACCCACAGAUAAUACUGACUGUGAUGGGGAGACUGAUCUACAGGGUCUAGUGUCAAAUAUUUUGGAUGAAGCAGAUUCACAGGACAGCUACUUCAGUGAAGGGGGCCUACCUACAUGUGAUCCUGUCUGGUCUCCAAAGACACUGAGAGAGGAACUGCUACAGUAUUUUAAAUCAGAAACAAAAACGCAACAUAACAGUAUCUUUCCUCCAAACUGUGGAACACGUGAGGCUUUAAGUAAAGCACAGUCAGUGAACAAAGAUGUUGAAGAGUUUUAUCAAACGUCCAGUGGUCUUUCUGCCAAUCAGAAAUGGCUUUUUAAUGUGCCUAAUAGAGACCAGGACAGCUACACCCUCUGUCCUCAGAAACUACCACCAGGUCUAUCAAUACCCAACACAGGAAACACCUACUUGUCCCAAGUACAGCGAAGCAAAAAUGACAACAUGCCACCUGAGAAAGACAGAGGAAAUAGUCAGCCCAUGAAUAAUUUCUCUGACUUCAGUGAUGUCUUUAGACCUCAAAGCCAAAUGAACAGCCCAUGCUUUCAUCCUUAUGAAGAACAGUACACACAGAGCAGCACAAAGCCCAUCAGUAACGAGCAGUAUGAGCCACAGGACUAUAACCAACUGGUCAGCAGUUUUCAGUCGUUCAUGGCUGGUGAGCAUGAUAGCUUAUGUCGUGGAGACUUUCCAAACAUUCACAGGCAGACAGUGGGCAUGCAGCAUGAAGACAGCAUGGCUGAACAAUGGAAAAUCACCAGUCCUGCAAAGUCAACACAAAGUACUCCUGCGAUGCAGACCCCGAAACAGCUGGUGGGAGAUUUUGGGACAGUGCAGAUGGAAAGAAAUGGAGGAGUGAGGAAACAAACAUUUAAGGGUGAUGCCUUUCAAGAUCCACCUGGUUUCAGCCCACAGAACACUGAGUACUUCCAGCCACCCAGGCCUUUUUCUGCAUCUUUAAACCUCCCAAACCAAUACCAAAGCAACACAACCCUGCACAAAGAGAAAACAGCACUCCCCAUUAACAUGAGCAUGGACCAAUAUUCAAAGAAUCACAUCCAGCCGGGCCUUACACAGAGCAAGCUUAAGACACAGAUGCAGAGGGAAAAGAGAAGGAUGCAUAUGUCUGGCUUUCUGGGAGAAGGCUUCUCUGCAAGGCCUCUAACCAACACUAACAUGAGAGGAGGAGAUAAGAAACAGGCCCUCUCACAAAGCCAGUACUUUGACCACUUGGGGAGCGUGCAGUCUCAGAGAUUUGAUGCAGAAAACAACGUGGCCAGUGUCGGGAAAACACAGCAGCUCAUCCCUUUCAUGUAUCCUGUGAAUGACCUCAGACGGUACUCCAGUGUGCCCUUCAACUCCUCAAACUUCAGCUCUCAAUCCACACUGACGUACGGAGGCGGUGUUCCCAGCAUGGAUGUGAGUGACAUGACGUCAGUCAGUGAGCCUGCAGCUUUUAACUCCUAUGCCGGUGACAUGAUGACCUGCAGAGUAGAGAGCCGUUAUCAUGGCAUGGCCUCAGCCACGACAAAUUCAGUGGUGAUGAAUCAAGGAGAACUUAGGACCCAUCUUUACCUUCACCUGGAUGAAUGUUACGAUCAGUUGAGGUGUUUGGAGAGGGAGAGAAAGAAGACAGAGGUGAUCCUUACCAAGACUUUCCCCGAGAAAAAGACUGCAGCAGUGGCCAACACUAACCUCCCCAAAACUCCACCCAAUGCCACAAGAGUCGACCAUCUCAUUGUUAAUCAGACGAGAGAACAAGCAAGGGUGGCAAACCUUCUGGACCGAAUGGACUGUCUGUGCCACACUCCCCUCCAUAUGAACAUCCACACAGCACUGAGAAGGAAUCAUAUGGCUAUUUGCAUCACCCAGGUGAGACGCAAGGAGGAGAUGGCCAACAUGUCCAGACAUCAGCGGCAGAAAGCUCAUUUCACAGAGGACAGAGACACCCUGCUGUUGGUCAUUGCACUGAAGGAUCUUGCCGCUAGCACGAUGAAACUCCGCACUGCCCUGUGGUGCGCUCUCCAAACACUGCCGCAACCCGUCAAGAGGCAGGACCACCAUGUUACCAGAAAGGUCGCACACACACAGAGGGGCCCCUCUCCUUUUGAGGUAUACUCUUUUGAUAUUGCAGACGACAAGCAUGACUUUAGAGGUCUUGAUUAA
Molecule: messenger RNA, 2403 nt
Organism: Plectropomus leopardus (leopard coralgrouper)
Lineage: Eukaryota; Metazoa; Chordata; Actinopteri; Perciformes; Serranidae
Gene: meioc
Product: meiosis specific with coiled-coil domain
Biological process (GO): mRNA stabilization; female meiosis I; meiotic cell cycle
Cellular component (GO): cytoplasm; nucleus
Source: RefSeq, a predicted model, not a curated record